Messenger RNA from Paramormyrops kingsleyae, 2975 nucleotides. It is a transcript of the gene luc7l, whose product is annotated as LUC7-like (S. cerevisiae). Gene Ontology annotation, molecular function: mRNA binding. Gene Ontology annotation, biological process: mRNA splice site recognition. The record is from RefSeq and is a predicted model, not a curated record. Gene Ontology annotation, cellular component: U1 snRNP. NCBI's taxonomy places the organism in Eukaryota, Metazoa, Chordata, Actinopteri, Osteoglossiformes, Mormyridae.
CUUACGUCACGUCCUCCCCGGAUUCCACAGAAAUCGACGAAGAGAAGACUGAGCCGAGGUGGAAGGGGCGUUACAGAGUGGAAAAUAGUUAUAACACGCUUCGGAUAAAAUUACAGUUUACGUAUAGUGCAUUUUAACAAAGAGUACAACAAACCACGCGACCGCAAUGUCGGCCCAUGCUCAAAUGAGAGCUCUGCUCGACCAGUUAAUGGGAACUGCGAGGGAUGGUUCAGUGUAUCUUUGCCAGCCUACAUCAAUCUGCAAGGGAGUUGCAGAAAAGCCUCAUGUUCAUCGAGCCGUGAGUCACAAAUAUAAUUUUUAACGCUGUUAUGAAUAUCGAAACAAUUUGUUUGCUUUUCAGAAGUAAUUAUAAUUUUGAUCAUAUCAAAAGCUCAUCAACUUAAGAGCAAAAAAAAAAGAGAGGAGAAAAGCAGAUACCUUGAAAUGCAAACAGCAGAAGUAUUUGCAUCAUAACUGAGGAGUAUUUGGUUGCCUGCAAGCCAUGGAGCAGUUCAUACAGUAGUGAGUUUCUAGUAACACGUUUAUCAUAGAGACAGAGUAGCUUUAAAAUAUGCCGCAAAGCAUUUACUCUGACUUGUGUAUCAUUCCCAACUUCCUUACUACAGGUGUGGGCAAGAAAGCUUUUCCCUUUUAUACUUUUCAACAGCGGGUUUAAAAUUCUGCAGCUGAGGUCUUGAAGAUGCAGAUGGGUACAGUAUAUGUGGAAGCUCGCAGUGUGUAUUAACUAACCGCUUUUUUUAUUUUGAUUUUUUUCUCCCUACAAAUCCCUCCUCAUUCAGACUUUGUGUUAAGGUUUGGUCAACAGAAACACAUGCAGUCACGUUGUCCUUGUUGUAAAGGUCUGCACAGCCAUGAGGAUUUAACAGCUGCUACAGUAACCCAGCAGGGUUAAAUUUGAAUGAGGAGGUCAUGAGACAAAGGUAGUUCUCUACCACCUGCCUGUGUCAGUCAUCGGCAGGUCCUCCUUUCCAUCAGGCAGACGGGUGUAUCAUUCUGGGUUUGGUCGGACCUGAAAUAGAUUUCUUUGCCCGUUUCCUGUAAUGAAGGCCAUCUGCAGAGGUCCUCUCAUGACAAUCCAUUUGCAGCACUUCAUGUGAAUUGUCGCUUUGAGGUAGUUCAACUGAUCUUCUCAGACUUGCUGGUCUCAGCAUUACAAAUUGACCCAAUCCCACCCUCAUGUGUGUGUGUUUGGGGAGUCUGAAGGUUUUAUUUCAGAAACCUGCUUCAGCACAUUUCCCAAGUGAUGGAUACACAGUUAAAGCCCUGACUAGUGAAAUAUACGCAGCCUUAGUAUUUUUUUUACUUCUAAUCAUGUUCCUCUUGGUAAAUUAAGAGGUAAGCAGAAUUUGCAGCUCUGGUACCAGUAAAACGGCUUCCAUUUGACAGGACGAGAUGGUCGCACUGAUUUCACCUGCCGGUGCAAUGCAUUUCAGUUAAAUCGCCUUUUGGAAUUAUGAAAAUAAAAUUCAGGCAUAGCUCGCUCAUCCAAAAUUAAUCCUUUGAUACUCAAAUGAAAGAUGCCCUUUCAGAAUGAACGAAAAGCACACAAUACUGCUCUGGGGGGUCAUUAGGGUUGCACCCUACUACCAAGUCCAAGCCUUUUCUUUGCUCGGCUUGUUUUCCAAAAGCGUGUGGUCUCACUCUCUGCUCUGUUCUGCUGCGACCUUUUUCAGGUGACGAAACUCGACAGAGGGUGAAGUUCACCGACGAGCGAGUCUGCAAAAGUCACCUCUUGAACUGCUGCCCCCAUGACAUCCUCUCUGGAACUCGCAUGGACCUUGGAGAGUGUUCAAAGAUUCAUGACCUGGCGCUCCGGGCAGAUUACGAAAUCGCUUCCAAGGAAAGAGACCUCUUCUUCGAGCUCGAUGCCGUUGAUCAUCUGGAGUCCUUCAUCGCUGACUGUGACAGAAGAACGGAGCUGGCCAAGAAGCGCCUUGCAGAGACCCAGGAGGAGAUCAGCGCCGAGGUCGCUGCCAAGGCCGAGAAGGUGCAUGAGCUGAACGAGGAGAUCGGCAAGCUGCUGGCUAAGGCAGAGCAGCUCGGUGCUGAAGGCAACGUGGACGAGGCCCAGAAGGUCCUGCAGGAGGUGGAGAAGGUCCGAAGCAAGAAGAGGGAUGCUGAGGAGGAGUACAGGAACUCAAUGCCGGCCUCCAGUUUCCAGCAGCAGAAGCUCCGUGUGUGCGAGGUAUGCUCUGCCUACCUGGGCCUGCAUGACAAUGACCGGCGCCUUGCUGACCAUUUUGGCGGGAAGCUGCACCUCGGCUUCAUCCAGAUUCGCGAGAAGCUGGAGCAGUUAAAGAAAACAGUUGCAGACAAGCAGGAGAGGCGGAACCAGGAGCGUCUGAAGAGGAGGGAGGAGAGGGAGCGUGAGGAGAGGAUGAGAAAAAGAGGGGAUUCUGCGUUGGCUGAUACCCCAGGAGAGCUGCAUAGGGGGACUGCCUCAGGGACUCGGUCACGGAGCAAGGAGCAUCGGAGGUCCCGCUCCCGAGAUCGCAGGCGGCGGCGGUCCCGCUCGUCGUCGCGGGAGAAGCGGCGGUCCCGCUCACGCUCCCGAGACCGCGAGAGGCGCCGCCGGCACCGCAGCCGCUCCCCCAGCAAGGGCCACCAACGCAGCCGGGACCGGGAACGCGACCGCGCAGCCAGGCAUAAGUCGUCCCGGGACCGGUCCCGCGAGAGGGACAGGAAAAAGGCGUCGUCAGAGCGGAGGCAGGAUGGCGUCAACGGCAAGGUGGACUCAAGAAGGAUGGAGGACAGGGAGGCCGGGGAGAUCUGAGUGUGCCCCCCCCCCCCGCUGUGCUCUGCACUCCCAGCUCACUCUUACACAUUAGCUAUACCAGCCCCGCCUGUCCUCUGUACCCACACCUCGCCACACCUCUCUCUCCUGGAUCAUGGCUUCUGUAGGGCAUAGAUUUUAUUUCCGGAAAGAUCAGUUUUGCUUUAAGGGUACUUAUGCC